This is a messenger RNA of Syngnathus typhle (broad-nosed pipefish), 1763 nucleotides long. It is a transcript of the gene hcar2, whose product is annotated as proteinase-activated receptor 3. Gene Ontology annotation, molecular function: G protein-coupled receptor activity. Gene Ontology annotation, cellular component: membrane. The record is from RefSeq and is a predicted model, not a curated record. Bases 574 to 1461 code for a protein of 295 amino acids. Gene Ontology annotation, biological process: positive regulation of Rho protein signal transduction; phospholipase C-activating G protein-coupled receptor signaling pathway. The transcript is spliced from 3 exons. Lineage: Eukaryota; Metazoa; Chordata; Actinopteri; Syngnathiformes; Syngnathidae.
UCGGAAGACAACCGCCAAAGGUACAUUGAAUUCAAUCUAACCGUACCGUAUUUGUAUGUCAGCCUGGCGUAACACCGGCCAAAGUGUUACGGUGAAUUGAAUCAUGGGCGAUUUCAUGGUGCACAAUUGCAUCACUUGUUUACUGCCGUCAAUUUUCCGUCAGGCCCCGCAUUGCUUGGUUGCAUCAUUGCCAAUCGGUGUCGAAUGGAUGACGGCUUGCCACAACACGUCUGCCUACCCGCCGUGUCUCACCAACCUCCACCGCUCGAAUUUUUUGAAUCACUCAUUAUUUCUACCGGAUGAACUUUUACACUUUUUAUUUUUACACCAAGUGUCAUUCUUUUAAACAGUUUUUUUUUUAUUUUAAUUUAUCCCUAAGGGUGUGUGCUUACGGGCCCCAAAGAGGUGACAGGUUUCGGACGCUCUGAUUGGACGACAAGAUGGGAGCAGGAUCCCUCAAGUGUUGGUGCGUCUUCCGAGAAGGACUUUUCCAAUCAUUUGUUGAUGCUCAAGCUCCGCAUCCAGAAGCCUCAGAUUGAUUUAUCGAUUCACUGACUGGUCCUACUCCCCGCCAUGAAUUUUCUCUUCCUCAACUCGUCGGCCCUGUUCAUCUCCCAGCGGCUCGUCAACGCCACGCCGCGGGAGCAGACGGUGUACGAGGGCUGCCGCGACAUGCCGGCCGUGCUCAUCUGGUAUCUUGGCCUGCAGUUUGUCAAUAUGUUCCUGGGCAUCCCGGCCAACAUCAUGGUCCUGUGGCUCAUCCACAAGAACAAGGGCGAUUCGUCCACGUCGGACAUCUUCAUCCUCCACUUGGCCAUUCUGGAUGUGCUCUUCUGUCUCAUCCCACCGCUGGAGCUGGCCAAUAUUGUGUUCCUCACCACCAGCAGCACCUGGUACGUGUUGCGCUUCUUCUACGGCAUGAAGGACUCGUCGCCGCUCUUCCUCUCCUGCAUCUGCCUGGACCGCUACGUGGCGGUGGUGCACCCCAUCACCUUCACUGAACUCAAAGACCGUCAACACCGGGCCGGCCUGGCCAUGCUGGUGUGGCUCAUCACGCUGGCCUACGCCGCCGCCAAGUGUGUGGGCAACAUCGUCAACUUUGAGAAGGUUUUCACCGCCAUGAUCCUGGGCGCCUUUGCCUUCAUGGUGUUCUGCAACAUCGCCAUCCUAUGGGUGCUGCGCCAAUCCGGGCCCGGCCGAGACGAGAUGCACCCGGUGAAGAAGCGAGCCUUCAAGAUGGUGCUCAUCAUCCUUGCCAUCAUCGUCUUCAACUACUUCCCACCGGUGGCGCUGUUCCCCUUCCAGGACUACUUCUCGCCCGAUGUCUUCCGCUGUUACAUCCAUUACGUUGCCUUUGGUCUGAUGGACUUCAGCAGUAGCAUCCAGCCCAUGCUCUACCUGUCUAAGGAGAAGGUGGCAUGUCCUGGUUGCUGCGAAGGCAACAUCACGCACCUUCAGUAGCUUCUGUGUUGUGAAUGUAGUUGAGAGAUUAGAAUUUUGAGUAAAGUGCUGAUGUUAUCGUAGAUUCAUUAGAUGGAUGCACUUAAUAUUGUGUUCAUUUUGAUUGUGCAUAAUUGGAUGUAUUUUAAACCAUGUAUGUAAACAAAAACAGUGCAGUAUGGUUUUGUGGAUUUCCUGCAUCGUAUAAAAUUGUGUUUAUCAAAACAUACCAUAUGCAAUAAUUACAAUAAAACGGGAUUUCCUUUUUGAGAAAACACUGUCAAAAAUAUCACAUUGUGCUGUACAAUAAACGUAAGCAACGA